CGUGCUUGCGGCGGGAGCUCAGUAGCGGCUCGAACGUCGAGAGAAACUUAGUUUCGGAAAGCCCGAGGAGUAUCGGGUGGACUGAGCAAAAAAUUUUCAUUGAAUCGGGUAAAAGCUACCGGACGCGCGCGCGCGCUCGACCACGUUCGUAAGAAUUUUUUGUUUUUAAUUGCACACACGCUAUUGACACCAAGGAUUAUUGCGUACACUGUGUUAAUAAAAAACAUACAAAUAAAAAUUUUAAAAAGUGUUUGUGCACUGCACCCGUCAAUGGGCUACCUGUCGUAUGGACCGACAAAGUGCUGAUAUGAUUCUGUGAUUAAGACAACGUGUUGUUUUAGCGUACCGCACAUCAUGAAAAGUACCGCGAGAUUUCGAAAUGUGCGCCCAUUUUCACUAUCGCUCCUUGUCUUCGCCACUAUCACGGGUGUACGCGGAUUGGGCAAUGUCUCGAUAAAAGUCCCGCUGGCUGUGGCAAAUGGGUCCACUGUCAAUAUGCUGUGCUCAUUCAAUCUGGAAUCGGAUACACUUUACACGGUUAAGUGGUAUAAGGGUCUCCAGGAAUUCUUUCGAUACGUCCCAAAGGAGAUGCCGCACAUCACGGUAUUUGGACCGCUGGCAUCAAAAGUCGACAUAACCCACAGCAACCAGCACAACCUUAUACUGAAGGAUGUACAGCACGACUUGGCCGGCAGAUACCGUUGUGAAGUCUCGGCAGACGCGCCGUCAUUUCACACCGAACUUCUCUCCAGUUAUAUGCACGUAGUCACUCUCCCGCAAGGAAAUCCUAGUAUACACGUCGAAAAGCUGCGAUACGCAGUUGGCGACACUGUACGAGGGAACUGUACGGUACCACCGGGAAAUCCAACGUCCAACGUUACCUGGACCGUUAACGAGCAUCGGGUGAACUCCAGCUUCUUAUCUAAUAUCUCAGCGAACACUGGAGAAAACUUGCAGAUCACCAUUGCUGGAUUGGAUUUUGAAAUAAUUCCGGACAGCUUUAGCAACGGAAGGUUGCAUAUCACUUGUCGUGCCAAUCUCUUUCAUCUUUAUCAAGCCGAGGCUGAUAUUAUUCUUGAAGAGGAACGUCCAAGAUUAGCUUCAGUGUUAGGAACUCGUGAAUCCUCCUAUAUAGGAACUGCUGCGAAACGAUCUGAGGAUUGGAUUUAUAUGGGUGUGGUCGUCAAUUUGAUACUGUGCGGCUUGAGAUAACAUCGAUAAACCACCUACUGAAUAUCUAAUGCGUUUGACUGUAAUCGACGAUGCGGAGGAGUAAAUUGUUUGUAAAAUUUUUGGAAUUAUUAAAGCGAUGAGGGAACCUUUCGUUGAAACAUUAACGUGCGUAUAUUAUUCGUGUAAAUAGGAUAACUUAGGUAAUCUACGUGUAAGGCGCGUAUGUAUACGUCACAUUGUGACAUAAUUGUAAUCUAAGUAAUGUUAUUGUAUUAGAUCGGCCAUACUUUUACGCCGAGUAUCCACGACUUAUUUCGAAAAUAUUAUACGGUGUUUUGUA
Molecule: messenger RNA, 1513 nt
Organism: Cephus cinctus (wheat stem sawfly)
Lineage: Eukaryota; Metazoa; Arthropoda; Insecta; Hymenoptera; Cephidae
Exons: 6
Coding region: 355-1212 (285 amino acids)
Source: RefSeq, a predicted model, not a curated record